AUGUCGGACUACGAUGCCUUCGACCGCAACAUGCGAGCUUCUGUUAAGCGCAACGGUGAAAUCGACGACGUUCGCUACUGCAAUCUCAUGCUUCCUCGCAGCGGCCCCGAGUCUCCCGGGCCUCAUUCCGAUGUGAAAGGACUAAUGUCAUGGCCGCGUAUCUGCGGCGUCUUGACUGACGAAGAGAUUGCUCACACGAUAGAGACAGAUUCAUCGUGGACGUCUAAACCGCGCGGAUGUCGACUGCGCAUUACGGUCACAGAUCAGGAAUCUGAUGAUGACUCUGAUGUCCUCUUGGAUGAGGAGGAUAAAAGGGGACCUUGGGAGUCGCACGAAAUUCCUGGCAAAAACAGGAGGAGGGCGGACCUGACCUCGGUCGACCCAAUCGUGUGCCUGGAUGCUAGUGGCGUUGGUACCUCAUAUGUGCUGAGCCUAGGGCUGCUGAUCAAGACGCCAUCUUUGGGCCGGGUGACGGAGGUGGUGCUGGAAGAGAAUACAAAGAAGACCCUUGCGCAGGUGCCUCCGGCGUGGACGAACUACAGCUUUAUCACGCUCGCUAAAGUGUUCAGUAUCAUUGCUAUCGCACUAGAACGUGUAGAGUUCCUUGGCAUCCACUCAGAGAUGGGAGAAGCGCUAGGGAAAGCGAGAUUAGAGAUUCAGGAAGAACUCUUGAGAAGCCUGGAGGCUCACAAGAACGAUACAAACACACUACAGAUUGCAGCACCCGUGCUACCGUUUCUGCCACUUGAUAAAAUCUGUGGUGGUAGGCAACUUCUGAGCUUGAAAAGCUUACAAGGGCUCGUCUCGAGGGUUGUGCCUUAUUAUGCCGUUGCCCCGAGGGUUGAGGUGCAUGAGGGCUCAUGUGGAUGUUUACUACCUGGGGGUAUGACAGAAGGAGACAAGGGACCCGGUAUCUCUGAAGUCAAAACCACUCCAAGGAGAUUCUAUGACGCCUUGCAGAGUAGCGAGGCCGAUCUCAAAGACAAAAUAGUGACCAGACCGGUGGAUGAACCGGUGGAGAGCUACAUAGCACUCUCGUACCCUUGGAACUCGUACAGUUCUCAAGAUCUGGAAAGGAUCAUUGGCAUAGUCCAUGAGGUAUUGAAGCACCGCUACUUCUGGGUCGACCGAUGGUGCAUAGACCAAGACAGCUACGAGGACAAAGAAACCGAGGUACCCAAGAUGAAAGACUACUACUCGAACGCUGAGUAUACUCUGAUCCUUCCUGGCAUGACAUUCCCACUCGAACUUGCACAGCUGAAGGCAGAGGGCCCUAAAGUUCGGGUAUACAGCCCAGAGCUAGUUCAGCAGGUCAAGCAGACAUGGGAGAGCUGCGAGUGGAGAAAGCGCUGCUGGACAUUGCAGGAAGCCAUCAUGAGCAAGCACUGCACCUUCUGGACAGGUCAAGAAUCAGCCCCCCUGAUCGAUUGCUCACAGCUCGUGGGAGUUUUAUGCAGUUCGCCGUUUGGUGACAGCUAUAUAAAUACCCUCCCUCACCUGUCAAUGGAAGUAGGCCAUACGGACGAAAAAACCUUGGUGGCCAUGGCAGCGACGAUAGCGGACCCGACAGAGGAAUCUGUAUAUCAGAGGGCAAUAGUCAGAUGUUCUACUCACGGCACCAUCCCAGACGCGAAUGCUUGCAAACGUCCUUUGGCAGUGCUGCUGGACAAGUUGCGCGGGCGGGAAGCGACUCUAGAGCUGGAUGAGUACUACAGCCUCUUCUCCAUGGCAUCGGAUAAGCUUCCCGCUGUUGAUUACCGAAUCGACGUUGUUCAACUCGUAGAGAGACUCUUGGGUACUGGUGCUCUAGGUGCCAAUAUCUUAUUGACAAGCACUAGGCGAGACAGUGUUGUCAAUAGGAGUUGGGUGCCUAAAAUUUGCGCACAGCGACAAUUCUCAAUGAUGGGAGAUGGUAUAAACGCGGCGCAUCCGCAAAUCUCUGAUGGUGUAAUGGUAGUCGCUGCAUUUCCAGUUAGGAUGAAGACUGCAGAUGAUGGCAGCAGCGACUACUUUGCUGAGGGCACCAAGAUUUACAUGGUGUACUCCUACCCAGCAGAAAAGCCCUUUGAUGUUGACAUGGACUUUACUAUACGUCGGAGACUGAAGAAGGCGAGCCAAUAUCUCUUCAUACAGCCGGUGCAGUGGGAUUUCUCAGUGUUCACCAGUGGUUUAAUACUCUUGGCCACUGAGGAAAAGCAACCAGGAGAACACCGAGUGAUGGAUGCUACUAUCAUGGACAACAUGACACAGCAUACAUUUUUGCAAAACCGCCAUUUUCAUGAUGGCAAACCAUUUCGUCUUGUCUAG
Messenger RNA from Fusarium tjaetaba, 2307 nucleotides. RefSeq lists its product as uncharacterized. Lineage: Eukaryota; Fungi; Ascomycota; Sordariomycetes; Hypocreales; Nectriaceae. Bases 1 to 2307 code for a protein of 768 amino acids. The transcript has a single exon. The record is from RefSeq and is a predicted model, not a curated record.